CUGAAGCAGGGUCCUGUAACAAAUUUGUCAAAAGAACACGUAUAAUGGAUCUCAAAGAAAGCUGCCCAAGUGUUAGCAUUCCCAGCUCUGAUGAACACAGAGAGAAGAAGAAAAGAUUUACUGUUUACAAAGUGUUGGUCUCUGUUGGCAGAAAUGAAUGGUUUGUCUUCAGACGGUAUGCAGAGUUUGAUAAACUCUACAAUACGCUAAAGAAGCAAUUUCCCACCAUGAACCUGAAGAUUCCAGCUAAAAGAAUAUUUGGAGAUAAUUUUGAUCCUGAUUUUAUUAAACAAAGAAGAGCAGGACUGAAUGAAUUCAUUCAAAAUUUAGUUAGACAGCCAGAGCUAUGCAACCACCCAGAUGUCAGAGCAUUUCUUCAGAUGGAUAACCCAAAACACCAGUCGGAUCCAUCUGAAGAUGAAGAUGAAAGGAGCAGUCGGAAGUUAAACUCUACCUCACAGAAUAUCAACUUGGGACCAUCUGGAAAUCCUCAUGCUAAACCAACAGACUUUGAUUUCCUGAAAGUUAUUGGGAAAGGCAGCUUUGGCAAGGUCCUUCUUGCAAAACGAAAACUGGAUGGGAAAUACUAUGCUGUCAAAGUGCUGCAGAAAAAAAUUGUUCUUAAUAGGAAAGAGCAAAAACAUAUUAUGGCUGAACGUAAUGUGCUUUUGAAAAAUGUGAAACAUCCAUUUUUGGUUGGAUUACAUUACUCAUUCCAAACAACAGAAAAGCUUUACUUUGUCCUGGAUUUUGUUAAUGGAGGAGAGCUGUUCUUUCACUUACAAAGAGAACGUUCCUUUCCUGAGCACAGAGCCAGAUUUUAUGCUGCUGAAAUAGCCAGUGCACUGGGCUACUUACACUCCAUAAAUAUCGUGUACAGGGAUUUAAAACCAGAAAACAUUCUUCUAGAUUCACUAGGUCACGUUGUGUUGACAGACUUUGGACUUUGUAAAGAAGGGAUUGCAAGUUCUGAUACCACUGCAACUUUUUGUGGGACACCAGAAUAUCUUGCACCAGAAGUCAUUAAAAAGCAGCCCUAUGACAACACAGUAGACUGGUGGUGCCUUGGUGCAGUUCUUUAUGAAAUGCUUUAUGGACUGCCUCCUUUUUACUGCCGUGAUGUUGCUGAGAUGUAUGAGAACAUUCUUCAUAAACCCCUAGUUCUGCGCCCAGGAAUCAGUCUUACAGCCUGGUCUAUUCUGGAAGAACUUUUGGAGAAAGAUCGGCAAAGCCGACUUGGAGCAAGGGAAGAUUUUCUUGAAAUUCAAAAGCACCCGUUCUUUGAAUCUCUCAGCUGGACUGAUCUUCUUCAGAAGAAGAUUCCACCACCAUUUAAUCCUAACGUGGUUGGACCAGAUGAUAUUGGGAAUUUUGAUGCAGUGUUUACAGAAGAAAUGGUCCCAUACUCAGUUUGCGUUUCUUCUGAUUACAACAUUGUUAAUGCCAGUGUGCUAGAGGCAGAUGAUGCAUUUGUUGGAUUUUCUUACGCACCACCUUCUGAAGAUAUGUUUUCCUAGGAAGUUAGAAGCCAACAGUGUUUUGGAAGUCUUGGGGUGAACUGAAGUGUUAGGGUCACGGACACAUUCCAAAAUAGCAUAACUAGUGCCUCGUUUUGUAUGUAGGUUUGAAACCUAUGAACAAACUUUCUCUGCUGUAUAGGAGGAACUUGGGCAUUUUGGAUGGCUUUCUUUGGGGUUUGAACUGUUUGUUCCUGCUGCAGAAAAUAUUUUUUAAAACCUUUAAAAAGCGUUCUCUACAUAUUUUUUAAGCAAAAACACUGACUGUUCUCCUCAAUCCCUUCAAGUUUACAUUUAUGCCUCUCUGAGAUUUGGCUGGGACAAACAGCAGCAAAUUUAGUAAAUUUAUAAAGCUUUUGUACCUAUUUACAGUGACUUUGUGCUUGAAUUGUAACUAUGCAAAUUGUUUUUUGUAUAUCCUGGUUUAAGGAAGGUAAAUUUUUUUCCCUGUUGUAUCAGUUUGAAAUAUAUGUUAAUUUACCUGUCAGCACUUAAAUGAGGGGCUAAUACAAGUUAAGACCAAGAUUCUUAAAGGACUUCUACAGAAUGAGAAGUUGGUCGUGUAAAACUGGAUUGUUGCUCUUGCGCUUGCUGAAGUACCCGUUCGUUCAACUGGAUUAUCUGAGGUAUGGGGGAUUGCUCAAAGCAAGGAUGGAACAAAUUAACUGGAUUGAUUUGAUAACAUUACUGAUCAUGUGUUCUGCUUUUCUUUCCUCCCUGAAAUAAAUACACCUGUAUUUCAACUACGUUAAAAAUAUUUU
Molecule: messenger RNA, 2278 nt
Organism: Charadrius vociferus (killdeer)
Lineage: Eukaryota; Metazoa; Chordata; Aves; Charadriiformes; Charadriidae
Product: serine/threonine-protein kinase Sgk3
Exons: 16
Coding region: 45-1517 (490 amino acids)
Biological process (GO): protein phosphorylation
Molecular function (GO): ATP binding; protein serine/threonine kinase activity; phosphatidylinositol binding
Source: RefSeq, a predicted model, not a curated record